Molecule: messenger RNA, 1727 nt
Organism: Lytechinus variegatus (green sea urchin)
Lineage: Eukaryota; Metazoa; Echinodermata; Echinoidea; Temnopleuroida; Toxopneustidae
Product: macrophage migration inhibitory factor-like
Exons: 3
Coding region: 1013-1363 (116 amino acids)
Molecular function (GO): cytokine activity; phenylpyruvate tautomerase activity
Source: RefSeq, a predicted model, not a curated record
CUUGGUUAUUGAAGCCUUGGCCUUGGGUAUUAAAGCCUUUGCCUUGGAGGUUUGAGCCUUGACUACAACACUGCUCUCUGUAUAUCUCUCAAUAUAUUGAGAGAAGCACCUUAUAAGGUGCUUCGGCCCUGGACCCCUUUAUUUAUUUUCUUAUUCCCUCUCCACUUCUUUUUGUCAAGGAAUGCAGGACUGCUCUUUUCCCUACACUUCAUUCCCCCUUUUAUUUCCCCUUUCCUAUUUUAUACCCUAUUCUUUAGUGUCUUUUUUUCUGUUUUGGCCGGGGGAGGGCGGGCUUGCCCAAUCCCCCGACGAUCCGCAUACCGAAUGCAAUGUCUUUCGCACCCGGACUUCACUCUUUAUUAAUUCUUCUAUCAUGUCUAUUAUAGAGCGUGGGGACGAGGCCGAUUAAGUCCCGGAUUAUCCCCCACCCCCUCCAUUCAUUCAAUAUAAAUAUAUCCUAGUAUAAAUGAUUGAAACUUAAUUAAAGGAAUUUUACGCCCUAUUGUACUGAUCCCUUUUAGACUAAAUCUCGUCCUCGCGCUCAUGAAAAAAAAGGGAGCCCCUGGGGGGCACCCAUGCACAGGGGAUGGGGUUAACAUUCUCAGAAUCUAUUCCUGUCUAUCAUCAGUCCCCAGUUCACUUUUCAAAAAAAAUCUGGUGUCGCCACUAGUCUGCAGGUACAGACCCUGAUUGAAAUUUUGAUCAACAAAUGAGUCUCCACGCAAAGACUAGCACAUAUAAAACUUGCGUAAUAGACUGCACAUUCAGACCCUAAAGUCGGUGAAGGGUUUGCACUGCAGACUAUGUCGCCACCAUCCAUAUUAAUGAUGAAAUCGUAAAUAAAAAUCCACUUCCCAACCAUCCGAAAAUGUACAUCAGUACGCCCUCAGUGAUUGUCAAAGAUAGUUUGCUACAGAUUUAACACCAAGACUCCUCGGAUCACGACUGUGCUAUAAUCCCAAUACAUCUCUAUUAAGAGUUCAUUACGGAAAGUUCAUUGAUCUCAUCAAAGAUGCCUUUUCUUCAGAUUCUCACUAACGUCACGGAGGAUAAUAUUCCAAAGGACUACUUGACUGAGCUUACUUCUGUUCUUGCAGAAGCGACCAAAAAGGAAAAGAAGUAUAUGUGCAUCCAUGUAAGUCCAAAUCAGCAGAUGAGUUUCGGUGGGUCUACCGCACCUUGUGCCAUCGCUAACGUGGUUUGUUUAGGGCAACAAGGAGUGGAGGAAAACAAGAUCAUCACGAAGCUUAUCACUGCAGCACUGGGCAAGAUCAACGUGAACCCUGACAGGAUGUACGUGGUACUCAGAGACAUAGCUGGGCAAGAUGUUGGUUACAACAACACCACUUGUGCGGGAAUGUAAUGAUGAGCAUGAACUCACAUCAGUCCGAAACCUGUAGAUAAUACCCAUCAACCCAUGUCGAAGAUGAAGAUUAUGAAAAUUUUGAUAAUGAUGUAAUUCAUUUUUGUGAAAAGUAUCAUACAUGUGUUUUGACAUGUUUGAUUUUUGCAGUCUCACGCACCUCGAUUGUAAGCUCAACAAUAGAAAUGUUUGCUCGAUCCCUUCAAAAAGAUGUCAAGGAUUUUGUUGAUUUGCCGUAGACCUUGAACGGUUAAAACCACUAAUACAUUUUGAGAUAGUUCUCUUGAUAAAAUAACAUUUGAUAAUGAGUUGACAGGAAUCAUUCAGUAUCUGGUAUGAAUCCCAAUAAAGGCCCCGGGGGGGG